This is a messenger RNA of Brugia pahangi, 276 nucleotides long. Lineage: Eukaryota; Metazoa; Nematoda; Chromadorea; Rhabditida; Onchocercidae. The record is from the annotation of a GenBank genome assembly.
AUGCUCUCCCAGUUAAUUUUGCUGUUUUCCACUUGUUUCAUCUUUAAUUUGGUUUCCGCUCACGUUUGUUUUUAUUGCGUUUCAUAUGCUCAUUUACUGGGGUCAAAUUUGCGAUAUCAACUUGGCUCUCAAACAGAUAUUUUCAAUUGGCCUACAGGUGCAUCUUCGUCAAGUUGCUCUAAUCCAUUAUUAGCCAUGAAUUCUCAUCAAAUCCACGUUCAGAUAUGCACAAAUUUCCACUCUGUACAACGUUAUCACUUAACAUCGCAAAUAUAA